This is a messenger RNA of Dicentrarchus labrax (European seabass), 2965 nucleotides long. RefSeq names its product inositol hexakisphosphate kinase 2b (gene ip6k2b). The record is from RefSeq and is a predicted model, not a curated record. The transcript has 5 exons. Gene Ontology annotation, biological process: phosphatidylinositol phosphate biosynthetic process; inositol phosphate biosynthetic process. Lineage: Eukaryota; Metazoa; Chordata; Actinopteri; Moronidae. Gene Ontology annotation, molecular function: inositol hexakisphosphate kinase activity. Gene Ontology annotation, cellular component: cytoplasm; nucleus. The coding region runs from base 395 to 1819 and encodes 474 amino acids.
CUGGAGGAUCAGCUUCGUCGUCAGUUUCGGUAACAGCCACACGACAAGGACAACGUUAAUGUACGUUGCUUUACGUUUUUUAAGCAGCUCUAAAGCGGCAUAAGUCGCUUUAUAUAACACAUAGAAAUACGGAGAUUAUCAAGCCUAACGGAGGAGUUUUAUCAUUUGUCCUCCGACAAGGAAAAGAAAGGAAAUAAGGGAUCUUGUCGCUGCCUCUGCCCUUCCUGCCAGGCUCUUUUGUUUUUCACUGCUGCGCUCGAGUAGGCGACCAGUAGCGCCCCCUCGCGAGCCACCAGAAAAGAGCUCGAGGAUAGGGAGCCAAACGAGCGGCCGAGCCUCUUGCCACCCGACCGACGUGGGUCCCCCCAGCUCAUUUGUCCGAUGCGGAGUGAGGAUGAGUCCCGCUCUGGAAGCCCUCAUGCAGGCGGACGGGACUCCUUAUCCCGGAAAAGGGGUAAUGCUUGAACCCUUCGUGCACCAGGUGGGAGGCCACUCCUGUGUGCUACGAUUUGGGGAACAAACUAUCUGCAAGCCCCUCAUCCCCCGGGAGCACCAGUUCUACAAGAGCCUCCCUCCAGAGAUGAGGAAGUUCACCCCUCAGUAUAAAGGUGUUGUAUCAGUCAGUUUUGAGGAGGAUGAGGAAGGGAACCUGUGCCUCAUCGCCUACCCCCUCCACAGCGAAUCAGGGGACCUGGAAAACAAAGAUCCCUCAGCAGACUGCGAGCCCAAGAGCAAGAUGCUGAAGUGGAGCAACAAGAAGCAGUCCCCUUUGCUCUUGGAAAAUGACAACUACAGCAAAGAGAGAGCACGACACAGCCGAAAAGAAGACAAGAUCAUGAGUUAUAAUCGUGAUGAGAUUCAGCAGCAGCAGCAGCAGCAGCAGGCAGAGGUUCUGUAUUUCAGCCUGGAGAAGGGCAACGUGGUGCCACAGAUCAAACACAACCCCUGGAGUCUCAAAUGUCACCAGCAACACCUACAGAGGAUGAAGGAGAAUGCGAAACACCGUAACCAAUACAAAUUUAUUCUUUUGGAGAAUCUGACAUGGCGCUACACAGUACCAUGUGUCUUAGACUUGAAGAUGGGAACUCGCCAACAUGGGGAUGAUGCAUCAGAAGAGAAGAAAGCCAAUCAGAUUCGCAAGUGUCAACAGAGCACAUCUGCCUCUAUCGGAGUGCGACUUUGUGGCAUGCAGGUUUACCAGUCGGACUCAGGCCAGCUGAUGUUCAUGAAUAAGUACCACGGGCGUAAACUGACACUAGCAGGCUUCAAAGAGGCCCUCUACCAGUUCUUCCAUGAUGGGCAUCGCCUGCGUCGAGAGCUUCUCUCCCCGGUGCUGCGCAGACUCCGAGAAAUGCAAGCUGCAUUGGAGGCCUGCGAGUCUUACCGCUUCUACUCCAGCUCCCUGCUCAUCAUCUACGACGGAGACCCUCCUAGGACUCCAAGUAGGCCAAGACACCGUGGUGGGGAAGAAGGUGAUGAGGAUGAGCCAUCCGAUGAAGAAGAAGAAGAGGAGGAGGAAGACGACGAGGAGGAGGAAGAAGAGGAAGGGGCCUUUGGUUUUCCUCGUUCUUCCUCAGCAGGUGGCAGCGCUAGUGUGGCGGGAGGGAGCAGCAACAGUGGCAGCAGUCGCUCCUCCCACGGCACAGGAGAGGCCAGCAGCCCCGCGGUGGAUGUCCGCAUGAUUGACUUUGCUCACACAACAUGUCGGCACUAUGGAGAGGACAGUGUGGUGCACGAAGGCCAGGACAGUGGUUUCAUCUUCGGCCUCCAGAACCUCAUCACCAUCAUCUCCCAGCUGGAGGAUCACAGUACUGACUGAGGCUGCACUGGAACCAACGUGGUCUAAAUUUUAAGCACGGGAGAGAGCUCACUGAGCUAAAACCCUGCUACUCUAAGGUGCAUCUUCCUCAUCUCUACACGGGGGUCUGACCCUCCUCUGCUUGGAGGGAACCUAAGACACCUCGGGGUCAGGGGAGAGUCUGUGUGGUCGUUACUGCGCUCUCCCUUAGCUGCCAGAGGACAGGGCUGCCUGUGCCCUUACUUGCACUUUUCUCUUUCUGAGACUGCUCCUUUUCUUUGUUAUACGUGGUAGGAGACAUUUUGUUUGAGACGGCAGUCUCUCAACAAACACAGGGACUCCUGUAGCGUCCUAGGACCCUCCUCCCCCUCUCCUCCUCUGGUACAGAUGAGUUUCUUUAAUUGUUAAGUUCUCUCUGAGAGAGAAAGAGUGAGGCAGAGAUUGAUUGAAGCUCAAGUGUAGUUGUAGGAGCCUGAUGUGGUGCUUUACCUGUGAUAUGACAUACGUUUUUUGUUUUUUGGAUGAAGUUUGGACUGCCGAUCCCCAACAGCACAGCACAUUAUUUGUGGGGAAGUUGACUGUACAAGCUGACCUUGGCUGGCUGGGUCAACAGCCUUGUAGCAAUUGACAACUUAAGCUUCUGAAAAGGACAUUUUGUCUUUAUAUUGGUGUCUCUUUAGACCUCUUGUAACAAACAUGGUUUGUGUCCACAGGGCACUCGGAUUUAUACUUUUCGGUGGAAGAACAAGAUAAUUUAGGUCUAGAAGAAGGGAUUUGCCUUUUUUUUCCAACAGUUUUUCUCCCCUGUACCUUUUUGCCUAUAAAAAGACUGUUGCUAAGGGGAUAAUAUCCUUGUAUUGUCACCGUCUUUGUUUUUUGUCUGAUUUUCUCCUCUUCAUUCCUGAAAUUUUGACUAAACAAAGAAUAUAUUGAUUAAGAACACUAGCUACAAAGACUAUAUAGAGACUAUUUAUUUGAAAGGAUUGUUUAAAAAGUAAAAAAAAAAAAAAAAAAAAGGAAAAAGCUACAUUCCAUAUUACCACUUUCAAUGUUCUGUUCUGAUACCAACUUUGAUUUAUUUUAUUAUUGCAAGAGUCGAUACCUCUCUUGUAUACCUGUGUGUUAAGUGUCUUGGAAAAUAAAGGCAUUCAUUUGUGGUAAACGUUA